Messenger RNA from Cuculus canorus (common cuckoo), 1091 nucleotides. It is a transcript of the gene KNSTRN, whose product is annotated as kinetochore localized astrin (SPAG5) binding protein. NCBI's taxonomy places the organism in Eukaryota, Metazoa, Chordata, Aves, Cuculiformes, Cuculidae. Bases 58 to 795 code for a protein of 245 amino acids. Gene Ontology annotation, biological process: regulation of attachment of spindle microtubules to kinetochore; mitotic sister chromatid segregation; spindle organization. Gene Ontology annotation, cellular component: centriolar satellite; microtubule plus-end; mitotic spindle. The record is from RefSeq and is a predicted model, not a curated record. The transcript is spliced from 8 exons.
GGGAGGAGCUCCGCUCACAGCCGCGGCGCGCGCGGCGGUUGGAUUCGAACGGCGGCCAUGGACGGGGAGAUCUCCCGCAUCCCCGUGUUCAGCGGCUCUCACCGGCCCGGCCAGGCCGCGGAAAUGCAAAUGACUUUUCCUUCAAAGAAACAAUGCGUUAGCAAAGCAAUGGAUCUAGAGUUCAACAAGGAUCCCAACUUUAACUUCAGCUCAAACGUUCCAGCAGAUGGUGUCUUCAAAGCUGCAAACCAAGGGUUGCCUAAAUCUGCCAAGAAAGUGGAACAGCCUUCAAAAAAGACAGCUACAAGAGGACCUCCCAACAGGUACAAACUAGAAGCAGAGCUGAAGACCAAGAAUCAGCUGUUAGAAACAGCCAAACAACAGCUACACUCUCGACUAACAGCAGCACAGGGCACCAUAAAGGAGUUAAAGGAGGAGAAUGAAGGCCUGGUGCAAGAAGUUCAGAAGCUCAAGAAGUUUCAUGAGACUUGCAUGGUGAUUUUGGAAAGCAGAAACAUCGAUCCUGUUACAGGCAGCAACAUUUUGGAGGAGGAGGAGAAGACAGAAGAAUGCCGGAACCAGACAAGGCUGCUAACGGAGAAGCUCAUCAAGGAGCUGAGGCAGUUUAAUCAAACCGCUGCACAGGAGAAAGAGGCGCUCCAGAGAGCCAUGGUGAAGUGGGAAUCGGCUGAAAAGGAGAGAUGCCGCUCCCUGGAGAAGCAUUCCUCUUUCCAAGCAGAAAUCAAGGAGUGUUCAGCGAUACUUGAUGAGAUGGAGCAGCUCCUGACAAUGUGAGGCCCAAGGGUGGACUGCACUGCCUCUAUUUUUUGGGUGGUUUAUUCCUUGUUCAGUGAUUUCUGCAUCACACAAAGCCAAUUCUUGUGUUUGAGGGCUGCUGUGCUCUGGUGCGGUCACACCUGCUGAUUGGCUGCUCUCAGGCACCCACAGCUCCUGUUUCUGCACCUGCAGCAGCUGGGGCCUCACUGGGACCUUUUCUUUGAUGCACACCCUGCCUGUCUGUCUGUGUGUCUGUCUGUCUGUUAUGGCAUGUUGUACACAUGAGCGGUGUUAAAUCAUUAAAUGUACUGGAA